GCUUUCAAAUUUUGCAGAGCUGAAUUUCAUCGGGAUUCUCAUUCCCUUCCCAUUCUCCAUCAAGUGAGGGAAGAGAAGAAGUUUCUUCCUCCAGAAAUAAAGAAAAAGUAACGAAAGAAGUUUUGGAAUCCUCGUUGCCUUCAAGGUGUUCGUUAAAAUGCCCCAAUCAGUUUAUUGGCAUCAAACUUCUUUGAUUUCCUCAUUCGCUCAAAUUUCGGCGCCUACCCUUUUUACCUUCCCAUGUCAGCCUUCGACCCACCUUAUCCUUUACGGAUUCUCUCUCUCUCUCUCUCUUCCUCUCGAAGUGGGCAUUCCUUUAGAUUUAUUAUAUAAUUUAUUACAUUGCUUUAUCUUGCUAUUUUUUUAUGCAGGAAAAUUGCCAGAUCGAGAUGCAGAAGGUGGAUAUAAAUCUGGGGUCACCAUUCUUGACAUUUCCUUUUUGGGGGAUAUUGAAACAACAACCAAACAACCCUUCUUUCCCUUUUAAGAAGCUCUUCCGUCGCCUUCCUUCCCUAUCCAUAUGAGAGCUUUCAUGGAAGUCUCAGCUGAUGAUCGUCUUGAUUUUGGGAAGAUGGGCUAUGGAUGCCAGCAUUACCGUAGGAGAUGUAAGAUUCGAGCCCCUUGCUGCAAUGAAAUCUACCCCUGUCGCCAUUGUCAUAACGAAGCUACGAGUGUGAUGAGCAGACUUUCUGAUCGUCAUGAACUCAAUCGUUUUGACGUUAAACAAGUCGUCUGUGCAGUCUGUGACACGGAGCAGCCAGUUGCUCGAGUUUGCACGAAUUGUGGUGUUAAUAUGGGGGAGUACUUCUGUGAAAUAUGCAAAUUCUAUGAUGAUGAUAUUGAGAAGGGGCAGUUCCAUUGUGAGGAUUGUGGAAUUUGUAGGGUUGGCAGUCGAGAAAAGUAUUUUCAUUGCAAGAAGUGUGGAUCGUGUUACCAUGUAAAUUUGCGUGACAAUCAUUCCUGCAUCGAGAACUCUAUGCAGCACCAUUGUCCAAUUUGUUAUGAGUACCUUUUUGACACGCUGAAAGAUGUUUCUGUUAUGAAAUGCGGACAUACGAUGCACCUUGAAUGUUACUCUGAGAUGAUAAAUCGUGAUAAAUACUGUUGUCCGAUUUGCUCGAAGUCAGUUGUCGACAUGUCCAAAGCAUGGAAACAAUUGGAUGAGGAGAUUGAAGCAACAGUCAUGCCAGAGGAAUAUCGUCACAAAAAGGUUUGGAUUUUGUGCAAUGACUGCAACGACACGACAGAAGUUUACUUUCACAUAAUUGGGCAGAAAUGCUGCCACUGCCAAUCGUACAACACGCGCGCCAUUGCUCCUCCAGUUCUUCCACAGUGAUUGAUUCUUAUGUCUCCAAAAGAAGUAGCAUCUCAAAGUGAGAUGUUAAGGGGGUUUGGUUGGCUUCUGUAUCAGUUAUUCUUCAUUAAUGUAACUUCAAAGAUUGCAUUUAUGAUUCCAGGAGUGAAUUGGGGAAUUCAGUUGUGGAAUCUUUGAAACUGUUCUUUUUUUUCAGGUUAUUCUUCCUCCAUUUUUGGUGGAGUCUUAAAGAAAAACCCAGGUAUGAAAGAAUGCAUGGGUGAAUGAAUUUGUAAGCAUAUUACAUUUAAAAAUACCAACUUAAGUGAAUACCUUUACUAUUUCUCCUUAUA
Messenger RNA from Cucumis sativus (cucumber), 1647 nucleotides. Its product is annotated as E3 ubiquitin-protein ligase MIEL1. Lineage: Eukaryota; Viridiplantae; Streptophyta; Magnoliopsida; Cucurbitales; Cucurbitaceae. Gene Ontology annotation, molecular function: zinc ion binding; ubiquitin protein ligase activity. The coding region runs from base 521 to 1336 and encodes 271 amino acids. Gene Ontology annotation, biological process: protein ubiquitination; ubiquitin-dependent protein catabolic process. Gene Ontology annotation, cellular component: nucleus. The transcript has 12 exons. The record is from RefSeq and is a predicted model, not a curated record.